AUGAAUCCGAACAUUCACCGCAUCGCAACCUGCGAGGAGACGGAGAGCCAUCCGAUGAUCAGCUCUGGGUGUCCUGUAUCACAUGAGCUGCUCGUGCCUCUGGGGUACAGUGCUGCUGCUUUGUGGCGCACAAACGAGCUGGGAUAUACAGGACGCGAAUGUCACGAGAUCACAGACCGCCAAGCCAGCAUUCACGAGAGAGUUUACGCACACCGAUACUCCCCGCCUGAGGCUGAGCUUAGACCCUCCCCGUUUCCUGUCCACCUUGUCUCAACUAGGCACUGCGACGGUGCGAGCCAGGAAAUGAUUUUCGGCGGUGUGGAUAUAGCACCGACAUCAAUUUUAAAGCUGACUGUAAAGAAGCUAGCCUUACCAAUCGGGUUACAAUCUGUCGUCGCUCACCUCGCAAACCCUGGCCCGGAUAGGAGCACCAGCAAGGGCCCAAAUCUCUUGGAAGACGAACUAAGUUCCAACGGCCUUCUGGAUGCAACGAUCCAGAAGCACAAGGGAUCAACGUCGAGGGGGCUUUCAGCUUCUCCACCAAAACAACCAGCCAUCAAAAUGCAGUUCUCCAUCAUCGCUCUUCUCUCCAUCGCCUCUGUCGCUGUCGCCAGCCCGACCAGUCUCAAGGCCCGCACCCAGCAGCAGGCAGUCAAUGGCUGCGCUAACCAGGCUAGUGCUGCUUGCUGCAUCACGGAUAACAAUGCUACAGGCGGCAACACGGCCACUGGACAAGGAAACGUGCUAAGCGGCAUAACCAACCUCAUCAACCUUCCGAACCUUGGCCUUACCUGCAACUCCAUCAACUUGAAUCUUUUGUCCUCCGGCUCUAACAGCGGCGUUGACUGCCCCGCCACCCACCAACUCUGCUGUGAAAAGGACGAGUCGGGCAAGGCCAACGCCGACAGCUGCGUCAAACCAACCCACUAA
Molecule: messenger RNA, 930 nt
Organism: Plenodomus lingam JN3
Lineage: Eukaryota; Fungi; Ascomycota; Dothideomycetes; Pleosporales; Leptosphaeriaceae
Source: RefSeq, a predicted model, not a curated record